AUGUCGCUGGUAGUCAGCCUUCUUUUGGGCCUCGCUGGCCUCUACAUCAUCCGAUGGAGUCUGGGGAAGCGGAAGCCAAGCAGGCUCCCACCAGGCCCUCCUUCAAAGCCCAUUAUCGGCAACCUGCAGGACUUACCGUCACCGGGCACGCCAGACUGGUUGCACUGGCUCAAGCAUAAGGCGCUUUAUGGGCCAAUUAGCUCGGUAACGAUUUUCGGACAAACACUCGUCAUCAUGAACGACCGUCAGGUAGUGAUGGAUCUGAUGGAGAAGCGCUCGGGAUUGCACUCCUCCAGGCCUCACCUGCCCAUCGCAGAAAUAACGGAUUGGGAGGAUACACUGGGGUUGGUGCCGUACAACAGUCGGCUCCGCGCCUAUCGGAAAGCCCUGCACCAAGAGAUGGGCACUGUCACUCUGAUUUCAAAAUAUCACAAUAUCAUCGAUAUGGAAACACAUCGUCUAGUGUUCCGUAUACUUGGCAACCCGGAUGACCUCAUUCAGCACAUCAGGAAAGAGGCUGGUUCGAUUAUCUUGAGAGUCGGAUACGGUUAUAUCACUGAGCCACACGCGCGUGACCCUCUGGUUGACUUGGUCGAUAAGGCGAUGGAGGACUUUUCGCAACUUGUCCUUCCUGGGGCUUGGCUGGUCAACUUCAUCCCCAUGUUAAAAUACCUACCCGGCUGGUUUCCCGGUAGCGGCUGGCAAGAGACAGCCAAGGCAUACAAGAAAAGGGUGACCGCGAUGAAGGAUGUGCCCUACGAGUUUGUUCGACAACAGCUUAAACAGCAGAAGUAUGUCCCGUCGUACGUAUCGCGUCUUCUGGAUCAUGGUCGUGUAGAGCCAGGCUCGGAGGAGGAAAUCGUGGCGAAGUGGUCUGCGCAGUCGCUCUACGGUGGAGGAGCUGACACAACUGUCUCGUCAUUGGCAUGUUUUUUCCAGGCUAUGGUGCUGAAUCCGGAUGUGCAGAAGAGGGCCCAGGAGGAAAUUGACCGUGUGGUCGGAACGAGCCGUCUACCGGACAUGUCUGACCGUGAAGGUCUGCCAUAUAUCGAUGCUGUGGUGAAGGAGGUCCUCCGAUGGCAUCCGGUGACCCCACUGGGGGUCUCUCAUGCGUCAAGCGAGGAUGAUACAUACAAAGGCUACCUCAUUCCUAAGGGCGCGAUCCUGGUCCCAAAUAUCUGGGCCAUGGCUCAUGAUCCAGACCUCUACCACGACCCAAUGGAGUUUAAGCCAGAGCGUUUCCUGAGCGUCAAUGGGCGAACACCAGAAUAUGACCCGCAUUUACUGUCAUUCGGAUUCGGGCGCCGGAUUUGCCCCGGACAGCACCUAGCUGAUGCCAAUCUUUACCUUGCCAUCGCGCGGUCCUUGGCCGUCUUCAACAUUACCAAUGCGGUUCGAGACGGAAAAGAAGUCCCCGUUACUCCUGAGUUUUCAACAGGGGUUAUCAGUCACCCGGCUCCAUUUGAGUUGAGCAUUCGCGUCCGUAGUCCCGAACAUGAGAGUCUUAUUCGGGCAGUUGAGAAGAGCUACCCAUGGGAAAAGAGCCACGCGGAGGAACUUGCCCUGCCGAAAACCUGA
Messenger RNA from Aspergillus nomiae NRRL 13137, 1578 nucleotides. RefSeq names its product cytochrome P450. Lineage: Eukaryota; Fungi; Ascomycota; Eurotiomycetes; Eurotiales; Aspergillaceae. Bases 1 to 1578 code for a protein of 525 amino acids. The record is from RefSeq and is a predicted model, not a curated record. The transcript is spliced from 7 exons. Gene Ontology annotation, molecular function: monooxygenase activity; heme binding; oxidoreductase activity, acting on paired donors, with incorporation or reduction of molecular oxygen.